GCCGUGCCCCACUCCAAAAUGUCUGCCUAGGGAGCGCUAACGCGGGGUUUUUCAUGAACGAAUCACGUGGAGAAGGGGGUUUGGCGCAGGCGUGUUGAGGGCGGCGCUGUCAGCCCGGCCGGCUGCGCAGUGCUGCUGCUUCUCGCCUCUGCUGGGGCUCCGCAGGCGGCAAGGAGGGUCCCCUUCCGUCCCCUCCCCUCCGAAGAUGGCGACCCAGCUGCUCCCCUGCGUCGUGGACGGCGGCACCGGGUACACGAAGCUGGGCUAUGCAGGGAAUACGGAACCGCAGUUCAUUAUCCCGUCAUGCAUCGCAAUAAGAGAAUCGGCCAAAGUGGGUGAUCAGGCACAGAGGAGGGUGAUGCAGGGAGUCGAUGACCUAGACUUUUUCAUUGGAGAUGAAGCCAUAGAUAAACCUACCUAUGCUACGAAGUGGCCUAUCCGACAUGGUAUGGUAGAAGACUGGGAUCUCAUGGAGAAGUUCAUGGAGCAGGUUAUUUUUAAAUAUCUUCGAGCCGAACCAGAAGAUCACUACUUCUUAAUGACUGAGCCACCGUUGAACACGCCUGAAAACCGAGAAUACCUUGCAGAAAUCAUGUUUGAAUCUUUCAAUAUACCUGGGCUUUACAUUGCUGUUCAGGCGGUGUUGGCCCUAGCUGCGUCUUGGACUUCGCGGCAGGUUGGAGAACGUACCUUAACUGGGGCCGUUAUUGACAGCGGGGAUGGUGUGACUCAUGUAAUCCCAGUGGCUGAAGGCUAUGUAAUUGGCAGUUGUAUCAAACACAUCCCUGUCGCAGGUCGAGAUAUUACGUAUUUCAUUCAGCAGCUUCUAAGGGAGAGAGAGGUGGGCAUUCCACCUGAACAGUCACUGGAAACUGCUAAGGCCAUAAAGGAGAAAUACUGUUACAUUUGCCCUGACAUAGUCAAAGAAUUUGCUAAGUACGAUCUGGAUCCGCACAAGUGGAUCAAGCAAUACACAGGCAUCAAUGCAAUCAACAAAAAUAAAUUUGUUAUAGAUGUUGGUUAUGAAAGGUUCCUUGGUCCAGAAAUCUUCUUUCAUCCGGAGUUUGCCAACCCAGACUUUAUGGAGUCGAUUUCUGAUAUUGUCGAUGAAGUUAUACAGAACUGUCCUAUUGACGUCCGACGCCCCUUGUAUAAG
This is a messenger RNA of Gekko japonicus, 1156 nucleotides long. Its product is annotated as actin-related protein 3B. The annotation marks the transcript as partial. The transcript is spliced from 9 exons. Gene Ontology annotation, molecular function: actin filament binding. The record is from RefSeq and is a predicted model, not a curated record. NCBI's taxonomy places the organism in Eukaryota, Metazoa, Chordata, Lepidosauria, Squamata, Gekkonidae. Gene Ontology annotation, cellular component: actin cortical patch.